This is a messenger RNA of Fusarium redolens, 2307 nucleotides long. Its product is annotated as pyridoxal phosphate-dependent transferase. Gene Ontology annotation, cellular component: cytosol. The transcript has 4 exons. NCBI's taxonomy places the organism in Eukaryota, Fungi, Ascomycota, Sordariomycetes, Hypocreales, Nectriaceae. The coding region runs from base 466 to 2202 and encodes 578 amino acids. The record is from RefSeq and is a predicted model, not a curated record. Gene Ontology annotation, molecular function: pyridoxal phosphate binding; glutamate decarboxylase activity. Gene Ontology annotation, biological process: L-glutamate catabolic process.
AGAAUUGUUUAAAAAGCCGGUGGCUCUUCCUCGUUGAGACUUCUUUUGUUUUCUCUCGAUUCCACUCGUAUCUCUUCUAUUGCAUCACUCAUACAUAACCAACCAUCGUCUAUAUCCAUCCACUCUCUGGAUAUCUAUCUGUUGCCCUCCCCUCAUCUCCAUUAUAAUUCCUCUUGCAUUACACGUCCUUUUUCACACUAGGGACAGCUUCAGCUCUCAAACACCAAAUCUAUUGCCGAGCUUCCCGUUCUACCCCUCCACUGUACCUUCAAGGCUGCGGCUUGCCGUCAUCGUCACUGUAGCUCUAACCCACUAAAACGCCAUAUCCAAACGCGCGCCACGCAUACCAAACACAACACGAAAGCAAGAAAAAACCGGCUGCUACCGUUUUCCCUUUUUGGCCUAUUACAUUAAACUUUGUGUGAUAUCUGCUAUAUCAAGAGCUACCCCUCUUCCUCUUCCAUCAUGAGUCUCGUACAACAUUCAGAAAGUGAGGCUGCCUCACCUGUUCCCAUCAUCGAGACAGACGAUCAAGGAAGACCUGUCAAGACAAGUACAAACGGUUAUUUCCCCUCCAACGGCCAACAUCUUCCCUCUUCUGCCAACGGAACUGUUACACCUUCUUUCAUCGACAACAUGUCUCAUCUCUCCGUUGUCCGUGCCAGAGACGACUCUGAUGCUGUGUCUGUUCGCUCCACGAGCUCUCGUACCUCGAGAAAGCCUCAGAUGCAGCUUGCGAGCUACCAGGAUGAGUUCACCACCAGCGUUUACGGCUCUCGCUUUGCGGGCAUGGACCUCCCCAAGCAUCAUAUGCCAGAGAAUGAGAUGCCCCGCGACAUUGCUUAUCGCAUGAUCAAGGAUGAUCUGAGUCUUGACAACAACCCCAUGCUCAACUUGGCAUCUUUUGUCACUACUUACAUGGAAGAUGAGGCUGAAAAGCUCAUGGCGGAGUCCUUCUCCAAAAACUUCAUCGAUUACGAGGAGUACCCUCAAUCCGCCGACAUUCAGAACCGUUGUGUCAACAUGAUCGGCGAUCUCUUCCACGCGCCUCCUGGCGAAUCAGUCGGUACAUCUACUGUUGGCUCAUCAGAAGCCAUCAUGCUUGGCGUUCUUGCCAUGAAGAAGCGCUGGAAGCUCCGCAGACAAGCUGAGGGAAAGAGCACCGAGCAUCCCAACAUUGUCAUGUCCUCUGCUGUGCAGGUUUGUUGGGAAAAGGCCACUCGUUAUUUCGAGGUUGAAGAGAAGCUCGUCUACUGCACACCUGAUCGAUUCGUCAUGGAUCCUGAUCAGGCUGUUGAUCUGUGUGAUGAGAACACUAUUGGCAUGUGCGCUAUUCUCGGAACUACUUAUACUGGUGAGUACGAGGAUAUUAAGGCCAUUAAUGAUCUCCUCAUUGAGCGAAAUCUCGAUGUUCCUAUCCACGUUGAUGCCGCCAGUGGUGGUUUCGUCGCACCCUUCGUCGUCCCUGACCUAGAGUGGGAUUUCCGAUGUGAAAAGGUCGUUUCCAUCAAUGUGUCAGGUCACAAGUACGGUCUUGUGUAUCCUGGUGUUGGCUGGGUCAUCUGGCGAUCUCCCGAGUAUCUCCCUCAAGAACUCGUCUUCAACAUCAACUACCUCGGAGCCGACCAAUCCUCUUUCACUCUUAACUUCUCCAAGGGUGCAUCGCAGGUCAUUGGCCAAUACUACCAGCUCAUCCGUCUCGGAAAGCAUGGUUACCGUGCUAUCAUGAGCAACCUCACCCGUACUGCCGACUACCUGACAGAAACCCUCGAGAAUCUGGGUUUCGUCAUCAUGUCGGAACGUUCUGGAGCUGGUCUCCCCCUCGUUGCCUUCCGCUUCAAGACUGUUGAAGAGGGCGGUGAUCCUGAUCGCUACUACGAUGAGUUUGCUCUCGCUCACCACCUCCGUUCUCGAGGUUGGGUCGUUCCAGCUUACACCAUGGCUCCCAACUCUGGUGUCAAGAUGCUGCGUGUCGUUGUCCGAGAGGACUUCACAAAGAGUCGAUGUGACCAGCUCAUCUGCGAUGUCAAGCUGUGCCACGGUCUUCUCAUGGAGACGGAUCAGGAGUCCAUCAAGAAGCGUGAGGAGUAUAUUAGGAAUCACAUUUCUGCCAUGGGUCGUGGAAAGCAUGCCCACCCUGUUUACAAGGGCGAGUCGCAUUCUCUCCAGGGCAAGACUGGCAAGACACAUGCAAUUUGCUAGAUAGCAUAGACGGGAUAUAGGAUAUUGGGGAUGGUUGGCGUUGAGCGUGUCAUGAUGUACUUUUUAUAUAUGCGGACACAGGCCAUCAAUUGAUGUUAGAUCUAC